CAAUUGGGUAGCACACAGACACUCUCUCAAUACUUGUGUUCUCUGCCAAUGGAUUACAUGGCACUUCGCAUAACUGUCAAACAUAUAUUAUUUUACAUACACUCUCGAGCAUAGAAGGCGAACGAACACAGAGUGCAGAAAACAAACGGAAUAUACGAGAACGAAAAAAAGACAAAAAUAUAUAUCUAUAUAAUAUUCUUCUUCUUUUUUGUUCAUUUAAUUCUUUUUUCAUUCAAUUUGAUCGCGCUUCGUUCGUACCAAGUCCCAUGAAAAAUCCAAAAAUCUUUGUUUUCUUUUUCACACAAAUAUAAAUCUCGUUUGCAUUUUUUUUUUUUGUUUGACCGUGUCACUGUCAUCGAAUCGAAUCAGAAGAGAGCAACAUACAACAAAAAAAGACUCGACUCACAUAUAUUCGCCUAGGUCUGUUUCUUUUCUCUUCUUCAUUUGGUUUCGUUUGGGAUUUUGGUUUUUGCCAGUGUUUGCCGCAUUUGUGUGUGAUUUUCAAUUUUGGAAAUGUGAAGUGUUUGCAUCGAAAUAAAUAAUAAAAAAGUUUUGUUGGCAGUUUAGACAAGUCAAGAGACUGUCGAACAUAAAUUUUGUAAUCAAUUCGUAUUGUUUGGUAUGUGGUUCACUUCUCAAGUUUGAAUUUACUUAGUUCGUGGCAUCGCGUUCAAAGCUGUGAUAAAAACGACGACUACAACGACAAGGAGAGAGAAAACUAAAAAGUUGUGUGCGUGUUAAGUGCAGAAAAUAUAUUGAGGCGACCCAGCGAAUAUCCGCGAAAAUACAAACCCAACUUAUGUGAAAAGAGUUGAAAAAAAAAAAUUAUUGACAUUUGAAGAAAAAAGUAACAAAGGAAAAAGUGUUUUAUCAUUGUGCAAAAAAAAUCAUUGAAUGCCCGAAGACACGCUUUAAAAUCAACGUUACAAACAUUUCUUUUAAACUGGAUUUGCAAUUCUGUCACCGCACCAGAAGCUCUCGAAAGAUUUCACUCGGGUCAGAAAAAUUGCUGCAUCUACAACUACAACAACAACAACAACAGCAUAUUUGCUGCGUGACGUUGCCAGUGAUUGACGAACUAUGGAAAAUAAUAUACAGCGAAAUGGGGAACCGGAACCAAAAGGUCCACCGCCCGUACCGAUUACAAAAACCAAUGCCACUCCGACAUCAAAUAAUCUGGGAUCGAACAAUACAGUGAAAAAAGACAAACGGAUGAAUAGCUCGCGUUUCAACAUAUCAAAAAAUCGUGAAUUAAUACCAUUGCCACGACUAGCCGAGGUAUCGGCCGCAGAACGUGAAGAUCUCUUCAUACAGAAAUUGCGACAAUGUUGUGUUUUAUUCGAUUUUACUGAGCCGCUAAGCGAUUUAAAGUGGAAAGAAGUGAAAAGAACCGCCUUGCACGAAAUGGUCGAAUACCUGACCAACGAGCACAAUGUUAUUACGGAAAAAAUCUAUCCGGAGGCUAUAAAUAUGUUCUCAAUAAAUUUGUUCCGAACGUUGCCACCAUCUUCCAAUCCAAAUGGUGCCGAAUUCGAUCCAGAAGAGGAUGAACCUACUUUGGAAGCGAGUUGGCCACAUUUACAAUUGAUUUAUGAACUGUUUUUACGAUUCUUAGAAUCGCCUGACUUUCAACCAACUAUUGCGAAACGUUUCAUUGAUCAACAAUUUUUGCUGCAACUAUUGGAUUUGUUCGAUUCAGAAGAUCCACGCGAACGUGACUUCUUGAAAACAGUUUUGCAUCGUAUCUACGGAAAAUUUCUAGCAUUACGUACAUUUAUUAGGAAACAAAUUAACAAUGUGUUCUACAGAUUCAUUUAUGAAACGGAACACCACAACGGCAUAGCCGAGUUGUUGGAAAUUUUAGGUAGCAUUAUAAAUGGUUUCGCGUUGCCGUUAAAAGAGGAGCACAAACAGUUUUUGUUGAAAGUGCUAUUGCCGUUGCAUAAAGUGAAAAGUUUAUCGGUUUAUCAUCCGCAGUUAACGUACUGUGUCGUACAGUUCCUUGAAAAGGACCCGAAUCUAACGGAGCCGGUUAUUAAAAGCCUGUUAAAAUUCUGGCCAAAGACACACAGUCCGAAAGAGGUGAUGUUUUUAAAUGAAUUGGAAGAAAUUCUUGAUGUCAUUGAGCCGGCCGAAUUUCAAAAAGUCAUGGAACCAUUAUUUCGUCAAAUCGCAAAAUGUGUAUCGAGUCCACACUUUCAAGUGGCCGAACGUGCCCUGUACUAUUGGAAUAAUGAAUAUAUUAUGUCAUUAAUUACGGAAAAUUCAACGGUCAUUUUGCCAAUUAUGUUUCCAUCAUUGUACCGCAACUCAAAAACACACUGGAACAAAACCAUCCAUGGUUUAAUCUACAAUGCGCUCAAAUUAUUCAUGGAAAUGAAUCAAAAGUUGUUCGAUGAAUGCAACACAAAUUUUAAACAGGAACGAGAAAUGGAAAAUGAAAAGCUAUCACACAGAGAAGUGGUCUGGCAACACGUGGAAAAUCUUGCUAAAACAAAAACUGAUUGGAUGAAAAAUACAGAUGGCGAUACUCGAUACAAUUAUAUGGACUACGAACGCGGUGAGAUGAAUAAUAUGCGAAACAAGGAUAAACCGUUGCUGCGAACCAAAUCCGAACUACCACACAAUUGCGAAACAAUUCAAGCAUUACAAGAUCAUAAGCGUGCUGAUGAAUUUUUGAAAACAACCAAUGAUGAAAAUAAGUGUUGAAUAUGUAUGUAUUGGUGUAUCAUAUAUCCUCCCAUCAAUAUUUCAAUGGAAAUGACUUUGUUUGCAGGUUGAAAUAGCGCAUAGACAUCAUAACAAAACUAGAAAGUGUCCAUUUAAAAUUUUUACCAAAUUUUCAAGCGAUAAUGAUUUGAUAUGAAUAUGACACAUUUAAGGAAAACAAAACUUCAAAUAAAAAUUUGACGCGAACAAUAAACAUAUACACACAGAGUUCACUACAAAUUUUGAUCGAAUAUUAAUCUACAUGGAUAUUGUUGUCUCAAAAUAAACAAAAACCAACUGAAUUGAAAAAUGUUGAGAGAAAAAAAUGAAUACAAACAGACACAUAGAUCAGUUUUAUCGAUGGAUUGAAUAUAAUAUUUACAAAUAAACAUAGCGUUAGUUAUAAUUUCUUAUUGAACAGAAAAAUUCAGAUAUUUAUAAACUGUAAAUGAAAAAAAGAAAAGAAAAAAAGCACAACCACACAGAGAUAAAAUAUUUCAUACAGGACUUAUGGACAAUUCGAUUUAGAUAUCAUUUAUUGUACCCGAUAUAUACAUAACUUUUAAACGAAAUCGCUGUAUUGAAAUGCAUAAAAAAAUAAGAGUUCUGUGUGAAUUGAUACAUACAUAUAUGUAUGUAUGUAUGCAUGAGGAUAAAUCAUAAAAAAAAUCCAGCAUCCAACAUUUCCUAAUAUAAAAAAUGCACCUUCUUUGAAUGCAGUGAACUGAACAAAAGUCAUCUAUGCAUGUGUAAACAAUGAAAAGUCUUUAUAUGUUCAUAUUUUUCACCAAAUUUAAAUUGUAUCAGAUGACUUCAACAUUAAUGUGCUGAAAUGAAAACUAGAGAAGAAUUUAAAAAUAUCGAAAUACAAAUGAACAAAUUUUUCAUUUUGCAAGCAAAUUAAAUGCUCUUAAUUUGGUGUUUAAAACAAUUUGUAGUGCGUGCGUUUCAACCGCAGAAAUUCUAAUUCAUCCAAUUCAUUAAUUCAUCCAUUUUUGUUUUAUAUACAUAUAAAACUUGUGUAAAAUGAUGUACUUUAUAACACACAGACAGAUGGUCUGCAAGAGAAAAUAGACAUAAAUAUGAACUUAAACUUAUGGAACCAUUAUACAAAACGAAAGAAGAGAAAAGAAAAUGAUGAUGAGAAAUAAAAAGACGAUUGACUUUUAAAUAAUAUUCUAAUGAUUUACAGACAGAAAAAUCAGGUACAUUGAGAUAAAAUACGUUUCGUUCAAUCGUUUCAAUGAAAGAGGCAGCAAAGCAAGUUAAAAGUGUGAUGGCAGCAAAUCAAUUUAUCCUUAAAAAAAACUUUCUCACAUACGCAAAAAAGAAAACAGUGAAUACACACACUUUUUUUUUAUUUUUCCAUGUUUAAUUGUUAAGUUAUUUUAAGAAAUGCCCACAAAAUAUUUCGAUUUAAAAAAUCGAAGCAAAAAAUUGGCAAAUAUUUGCGAUCGUUUCUGUUAAGUUGAAAACACACACAAAAAAAUAUAUUACAUUUUUAAGCAAAAAAAAAAAAAAAUUGAAAUUACUUGUUAUUGAAAAAUUAAAAAAAAAAUAAAAUUUUGGAACUUAAAUGGAUAACAGAUGGAAUAGUGUCCCACAAAUGGGGAACUAAAUUUUUAAUUUAAAUGUUUUCUGUAUAUAUUUAAUUGAAACAAAAUAAAAGGUUCUAUAUUGAAGAGCGUAUUUCAUAAUGUAAGUCUAUAUCGUAAGACAGAGGAAGAAAACAGUUAAAUGUGUUUUCAUAUAUAUUAUAUUUCGUAAGUGAAAGAUAUUAUACGGAUGAAAGAAACAAACAAAAAUAUACAAAGAGAACAUGAAUGAAGCAAAUUGUGAAUUUGUAUAUCAA
Messenger RNA from Contarinia nasturtii (swede midge), 4561 nucleotides. It is a transcript of the gene wrd, whose product is annotated as serine/threonine-protein phosphatase 2A 56 kDa regulatory subunit delta isoform. Gene Ontology annotation, molecular function: protein phosphatase activator activity. Gene Ontology annotation, biological process: protein dephosphorylation; signal transduction. Gene Ontology annotation, cellular component: cytosol; protein phosphatase type 2A complex; nucleus. The transcript has 8 exons. The record is from RefSeq and is a predicted model, not a curated record. Bases 1081 to 2709 code for a protein of 542 amino acids. Lineage: Eukaryota; Metazoa; Arthropoda; Insecta; Diptera; Cecidomyiidae.